Lachancea lanzarotensis is the source of this 1659-nucleotide messenger RNA. RefSeq names its product LALA0S03e06568g1_1 (gene ASH1). The record is from RefSeq and is a predicted model, not a curated record. Lineage: Eukaryota; Fungi; Ascomycota; Saccharomycetes; Saccharomycetales; Saccharomycetaceae. Gene Ontology annotation, biological process: regulation of DNA-templated transcription. The coding region runs from base 1 to 1659 and encodes 552 amino acids. Gene Ontology annotation, molecular function: sequence-specific DNA binding; zinc ion binding. The transcript has a single exon.
AUGUCGACGUACCUUAAUGCCCCAACCCUCGCUCCAAUGACCUCUGCUGGUUCAGACGCUGGUCAAUCUUCAGCAGCUCGUCGCAAACGGUCGUUUGAUGACCUACUUUUGCCAUCGCUUCCUUUUGACGCUACACACUACUGCUACCAUGACUCCACUUAUCUUUUUCAAGAAGCGUCUUUCAAACCCCAGGCUGAUCACAAAAGAGCUCGCACCGCUCCUGCUUCCCCAAUCGGAGUUCUCACCAAUCUUACGCCCAAAGCGUCACCUCUAUCGGCCAAAGCCAGAAUCAAUUGUGCGCCUCCGGCCCCAUCACCUUCAAAUUUUAGCGCUGGCGACCAUUCUGCAUCGCAACCACAGCAACUCUCGGGAAGCCAGCGCUAUGAACCAUCGACUUCGGCGUCUAUUCCAAAAGAAUCGUUCUACACAUCUUCCUUGAACCUAGCAUCUGUAACCCAAAGAAACAAUGAGGAUUCAGAAAGUGAUGACAAUCCAAAUGUCUCACAAGCAUAUAACAAUGCUCCUCUCCCCUCGCUAAAACACUUGCAAUUACUGCCCAACCCAAAAAUUCAAGAAAAUGCUUAUCGGUACCCAGACACAUCCGAAAACACGCCCCUUUGGCGAGAAAGCUUGAUGAGCUGGUGUAGAAGCGAAAAGUACGACGAUUAUCUGCAAAUCAACAAAGAAAUGCGUGAUGUUUCCGCCUAUCCAGCCGCAGGACUCAACAUUCUUGCUAGUGCGGCAUUCAUCUCUCAAAAAGUGCCCUCACUACUGAAUUCUAGAGACGAGUUUGAUGGACUGUCGAACUCUAUAUCGCUGCAUGGUGUCGUAACACCACCCAUGAGCCCUCGAAGCGCAAACUCGACGACAAAAAGCUCACCUGUGUUCACACCUGCUAUCAGCGACAAACUGGUACAAACCGUCAAAGAGAAACGAACCAAGGCCCACAAGAAAACUAACAGCUUCAAAGCUCGGGAAAUGAAAAAGCUGCUGAAUGACAGAAAUGUUUUUUCCAUGGACUCCAAAGGCAAAGUCUCCAAAGUUAGUAAGAACAGAACGCGCAGCAUGCCCUCCUCACCACAACAAUUCGUUCUCAAGCUGGACGCCUUGACUACACCACGAAGUAUCGCAAAAAGCUCCCCAAAAGAAGCCUCCAGCGGCCAGGAAAGUAUGGGUACUGAAUCACCGCCACAACGCAGCAGAACUCCGCCAAGGACUCAUGUAUUUAUGUUAAACGAACCACGGACCCCCCACACACCAAACACAAACUCUUCGAUUAACAGUGUGCGGGUUGAGCCUUUCACGACGUACAGCCCUUCCUCCGACACGUCUGUCGUUGCAAACAGGAAGCUAUCGUCACCAAAGCGUUCAGCGGCUCGUGCAUGUAUUUCAUGUCACGCAACAGACUCGCCUUGUUGGAGGCCAUCUUGGACCAAUAGAAAGCAAGAUCAAUUGUGCAAUUCUUGUGGUCUUCGCUACAAAAAGACGCAAACAAGAUGCCUCAAUGACUCUUGCCGCAAGAUUCCUUCUAAGGGCGAGCUUGCAAUCAUGAAGGCCAAUGGUGGCCUGACUCGAAUGAGUCCGGAUGGUACUAUAACGAAAGGUCUGGGCUGCUUAUUUUGUAACAGCAUUGUAGAGAUCAGGGAAUACCGGAAUUGA